GGGGAAAGUUGAGCAGAGAAAGGAAGAAGCCCCAAGACGCGGCGCAGCAGCGGGAAGGAGCCCCCGGCAGCCCGGAGGAGCAUGGGCACCCUGCGGGAUUUACAAUACGCGCUCCAGGAGAAGAUUGAGGAGCUGAGGCAGCGGGAUGCUCUCAUUGACGAGCUGGAGCUGGAGUUGGAUCAGAAGGACGAACUGAUCCAGAAGCUGCAGAACGAGCUGGACAAGUACCGCUCGGUGAUACGGCCGGCCACCCAGCAGGCGCAGAAGCAGAGCGCGAACACCUUGCAGGGAGAGCCGCGCACCAAGAGGCAGGCGAUCUCGGCUGAGCCCACCGCCUUCGACAUCCAGGAUCUCAGCCAUGUGACCCUGCCCUUCUACCCCAAGAGCCCACAGUCUAAGGAUCUCAUAAAGGAGGCUAUCCUUGACAAUGACUUUAUGAAGAAUUUAGAACUGUCGCAGAUCCAGGAGAUUGUGGAUUGUAUGUACCCAGUGGAAUAUGGCAAGGACAGUUGCAUCAUCAAAGAAGGGGACGUGGGGUCACUGGUCUACGUCAUGGAAGAUGGGAAGGUGGAAGUUACGAAGGAAGGAGUGAAGCUGUGCACUAUGGGCCCAGGAAAAGUGUUCGGGGAACUGGCCAUUCUUUACAACUGUACUCGGACAGCGACCGUCAAGACUCUUGUGAAUGUGAAACUCUGGGCCAUUGAUCGACAAUGUUUUCAAACAAUAAUGAUGAGAACAGGACUUAUCAAGCAUACCGAGUAUAUGGAAUUUUUGAAAAGCGUUCCAACAUUCCAGAGCCUUCCUGAAGAGAUUCUCAGUAAGCUUGCUGAUGUCCUUGAAGAGACUCACUAUGAAAAUGGAGAAUAUAUUAUCAGGCAAGGUGCAAGAGGAGACACCUUCUUUAUCAUCAGUAAAGGAACGGUAAAUGUCACUCGUGAAGACUCACCAAGUGAAGACCCAAUUUUUCUCCGAACUUUAGGAAAAGGAGAUUGGUUUGGAGAGAAAGCCCUGCAGGGAGAAGAUGUAAGAACAGCAAAUGUAAUUGCUGCAGAAGCUGUAACCUGCUUAGUGAUUGACAGAGACUCUUUCAAGCAUUUGAUCGGAGGUUUGGAUGAUGUUUCUAAUAAAGCAUAUGAAGAUGCUGAAGCUAAAGCAAAAUAUGAAGCGGAAGCUGCUUUCUUCGCCAACCUGAAGCUGUCUGAUUUCAACAUCAUCGAUACACUUGGAGUUGGAGGUUUCGGAAGAGUAGAACUGGUACAGUUGAAAAGUGAAGAAUCCAAAACUUUUGCUAUGAAGAUUCUCAAGAAGCGCCACAUUGUGGAUACCAGACAGCAGGAGCAUAUCCGCUCGGAGAAGCAGAUCAUGCAGGGUGCUCAUUCUGACUUCAUCGUCAGACUAUACAGAACAUUCAAGGAUAGCAAAUAUUUGUACAUGUUAAUGGAAGCUUGCCUAGGUGGAGAACUCUGGACCAUUCUCAGGGAUAGAGGUUCAUUUGAAGAUUCUACAACCAGAUUUUAUACAGCAUGUGUGGUAGAAGCUUUUGCCUAUCUGCAUUCCAAAGGAAUCAUUUACAGGGACCUCAAGCCAGAAAACCUCAUCCUGGAUCAUCGAGGUUAUGCCAAACUGGUUGAUUUUGGCUUUGCAAAGAAAAUAGGAUUUGGAAAGAAAACAUGGACUUUUUGUGGAACUCCAGAGUAUGUAGCCCCAGAGAUCAUCCUGAACAAAGGUCAUGACAUUUCAGCCGACUAUUGGUCCCUGGGAAUUCUAAUGUAUGAACUUCUGACUGGCAGCCCACCUUUCUCAGGCCCCGAUCCUAUGAAAACCUAUAACAUCAUAUUGAGGGGAAUUGAUAUGAUAGAAUUUCCAAAGAAGAUUGCCAAAAAUGCUGCUAAUUUAAUUAAAAAACUAUGCAGGGACAACCCGUCAGAAAGAUUAGGGAAUUUGAAAAAUGGCGUGAAAGACAUUCAAAAGCACAAAUGGUUUGAGGGUUUUAAUUGGGAAGGCUUACGGAAAGGUACCUUGACACCUCCUAUAAUACCAAGUGUUGCAUCACCUACAGACACAAGCAAUUUUGACAGCUUCCCCGAGGACAGUGAUGAACCACCACCUGACGACAACUCAGGAUGGGACAUAGACUUCUAAUGUAUUUCUCUUACCUGCUUCUGCCUUGCUGAAGACAGCUUUUUCUGAGACACAGCUGCCAGCAAACCUGAGGGAAAGGGAGAAGAUUAGUGCUCGGGUCACCAUGAUGCCUUUGAUCGAUGCUGCUCCAGAAACUACAGUGGCAUUAGGACUUCUUGCUUAGAUGACAAUAGUGCUUUUUCCAUGUUUUCUGUUUGAAUCUAAAAUAGCAGUUGACAUGGUGGUCCUGAAGCGAAGCCUUUCACCUGCUGAAGAGAUGUUUUCUAUUAUUGCAAUGAUCUUGCUUUGCUCUGAUUUUCAUUUGAAAGACUGUCAGAAACCUUUCUAUCCAGUAAGAGUCCGUACCUUGCUAGAAUUAUCAACACGAUCGAAGAAGAGUAGAUUGGUUACAGUAGAUUACUGCGGUACAGAAACUGGGCUCUUCAUUUACUUCAAAUGAGUGUGUUUUGGGGUGUAUUACUGCAAGCCGGUGUAUAUACCGUGUGAAAGAGGACCACACAUCUGUUGGUCACAGAUUCAUGUCAAACCAGUGCUAGAAAUGUCACAAUUUUAUUUCCGAGUAGUGCUGAUGACAAGACUGAAUGUUACCUUUUCUUUCUGACAGAUUUAAAAAAUUGAUAUGACAAAAAAGCACAACUGCUAUGAAAUGUGAGAACUCUCAUAGCAGGUAUAUAUGCGUUUUCACAGAGGAUUGAAAAAAUAUGCAUGAUAUUUGUUUCCUUUUGAUAAAUUGGCAUGAUAGAAUGGAACAAAAAAGGAAUGAAUACAAAUCAUUUCACUUUCUUUUUCAAAAUAUUGUGCUUAAGGAUGGUCCUGAAAAUACAUGACUAGCAGCCAAUUGGUUUUAUUUAUUAUCUAACAUACCCUCAAACUGAGGCUUAAAAUAUUCCCUUUUAUAAAAAGAAACCCUUGGGGUGGGGGAGGGAGGAUUAAAAUUCAUCCAAAAAAAAAUAAAAAUGAUAUAGGUGCUAUGUAUAUCUUUCAUCUGUAAAUGUCAGUGUCUGAACAGACAUUAAUGCUAAUCAUUACCUGUGUAGCCAGAAAUGCAGUCAUUAUCACAAAAUUUAUUAAACCAGACUCCUGUCAGAUUUCACUUAUGCCAAGUAGUUUUGAGUUGAGAGAGAAAAGGGAUAAAAAAAUCUGUUUAAACUAGCCUCUUGUCUUAGGCCUGAACCAAAAA
This is a messenger RNA of Elephantulus edwardii (Cape elephant shrew), 3322 nucleotides long. It is a transcript of the gene PRKG1, whose product is annotated as protein kinase, cGMP-dependent, type I. The transcript has 18 exons. The coding region runs from base 82 to 2142 and encodes 686 amino acids. Lineage: Eukaryota; Metazoa; Chordata; Mammalia; Macroscelidea; Macroscelididae. Gene Ontology annotation, molecular function: ATP binding; cGMP-dependent protein kinase activity. The record is from RefSeq and is a predicted model, not a curated record. Gene Ontology annotation, biological process: protein phosphorylation.